This is a messenger RNA of Spea bombifrons (plains spadefoot toad), 624 nucleotides long. RefSeq names its product ras-related protein Rab-38-like. Bases 1 to 624 code for a protein of 207 amino acids. Gene Ontology annotation, biological process: vesicle-mediated transport. Gene Ontology annotation, molecular function: GTP binding; GTPase activity. Lineage: Eukaryota; Metazoa; Chordata; Amphibia; Anura; Pelobatidae. The transcript has 3 exons. The record is from RefSeq and is a predicted model, not a curated record. Gene Ontology annotation, cellular component: Golgi apparatus; trans-Golgi network; vesicle.
AUGGGUUGCCCACAGAGAGAGUUUCUGUGUAAGGUGCUGGUGGUGGGUGACUAUGGAGUUGGCAAGACUUCAAUCAUACAGAGAUACGUGCACAACAUCUACUCACAGUGCUACAGAGCUACCAUCGGAGUGGAUUUCGCCCUGAAGAUUGUGAACUGGAACGCGGACACUGUGGUUAGACUCCAACUUUGGGACAUUGCAGGCCAGGAGCGGUUUGGUCACAUGACACGGUUGUAUUACCGGGAGGCAGUAGGUGCUCUUGUGGUGUGUGAUUUGGGUCGAGCAGCCACACUAGACUCUGUCCAACGAUGGAAGGAGGACUUGGACUCCAAGGUGUCUUUGCAGAAUGGAAAACCAAUUCCAGCAAUCCUCCUUGGAAACAAGUGUGACCAAAGCCUCCCAGACUCAAGUGCCAAAAAUCUGGAGGGGAUGUGUCAAGAGUUGGGAUUUAGUGAUUUUCAUCUGACUUCUGCAAAGGACAAUGUGAAUAUCGAUGAGGCAAUUUCCUGUCUGAUUAAAGAAAUGAUUGCUAAUGAGGAAGAUUCUGAACCCGCGAAAGACCCCAAUGUAAUUCAGCCAUCUCUGAGUCCUCUAAGAAUCCGUUAUGAAAGGUGCUGCUCAUAA